CCCCCCCCACCGGUAAACCCAUUGAAAUUAUCGUGUCCCGAUGGUCGGAGCUCAGUUGAGGAUCCAUACGGUCGCCGGACUUUUGACGGAUCAACCGGAAACCAGCCGGUGGAGUGCCAGCUGUCACUGUUACUACUCGAUUCGAAACAUCUCAUUCCAUCUCUCUUCUAAAAAUAAGCAUUGUAGAAAAUCAAGAUUAACGGUGAUCUGCAGCAAAUCGUCACGUGGAAGCUUCAAUCGGAAAUCUAAUCAGAGUGAUGAACACGAUGAUGAUUAUAUUGAAGCCGUUGUCCUCGUCUCAGAGACUAUGAGGCACUACCAAAUGCGUAUGCGUGGAUUUCAAGAACCAAGAUGGCACUCAUCAGCUCACUUGGUUCCAUUUUCUUUUCACACCAAGGAUCCUAUUGCUGAUGCGUCAUCUUUAGGGACAGGAUUUCUUCGCCGUUUCCAGAAUCCAACUAUUUUUCUUAAGAUUUCUUGUGAUGGCGAAUAUGUCUUGCCAAUUAUUGUUGGAGAAUAUGCUGUCGAAAAACUUAUAGAUUCAUUGCAUGAGGAGGAGACGGGGGAUUGGCCGGACCAAUUCCAGCUUGUGAGGAAUCUAUUGCUGAAACUUGGCUAUGAAGUUAAAAUGGUGAAGAUUACAGAAAGAGUGACUAACACUUAUUUUGCCAGAAUAUUUUUCCACAAGCCAGGGGAAAAAGAUAUUAUAAGUGUGGAUGCUCGUCCUUCAGAUGCCAUUAAUGUUGCCAGAAGAUGCAAGGCACCAAUAUUUGUGAAUAAGCACAUUGUCUUGGCUGAUGCAAAAAGAAUAGUUCAUGGAAUGGAGCGAUCUAGCAGAGUUAAGUCCACGUAUGAUGUAUUAUUAGAUAGUGCAUCAGAUGGCCCUGAUUUACUUUCUGAAGAACUUAGUAUGGUGAGAAGUAUGAACUUAGCAGUGAAUGAGGAGCGGUACAAUGAUGCAGCUAUGUGGAAGGACAAACUGAUGAGGCUUCGUGAGUCAACGCACGAGCUCUAAAUCUUCUCCAGAAAUAAAAUGUAAAUAUUCCUUACUGGAUUACAACGAUAAAGGAUGGAAGCUUGCUGUAUUUCAACUUUUCAACGUCAUGCUAACAAAAGUUUCAAGGAAUCAAUAAUCUACAGGGAAGUUCGAAAAUUAUUGUUGUGUAUAGGUUCCCUUGUUGUAAAAAAUCUUUGUCGUUGAAAAGUAAAUGCCCUAUUGGCCUAGCUAACAGCAACGAUGCAUCCUCUAGGUAAAAAUGUAUAGUUUGAUUCUUGCUAAAGAGUAUAUCAAGUUAUCAACUCUGUGAGAGUAGCAUGUACAGUAAAGACGAAAAUUUGAUUGGCCCAAAUCAUCUCGUGUAACAGAUGUUGCAAAGUUGGUACGACUGAAAAGCCUUGUGGUGAUGUAUUACCAUGGCGAACAGAUGGAGUCUUCCCUUUGCCUUUCUGAUGGCUGGACCACUCCUAGAUUGCUCUAUUAGUUAAAAGAAGGGGGCUGGCUGUGCUGAACUGUAUGGUGAGAGAGCUGGAUUAUGCUGAACUCUAUGGUCGGAGGUGGCUAUGCUUAAGUAUAUGGUGUGCAUUGAUUCAUUCAUGUUUACAGCCUCCAGAUUAUUAGAAGCAUUAUUAAUGCCUCCAUGAAAUGAUCGGUUGAAUAUUCUUUUGC
Messenger RNA from Nicotiana attenuata, 1666 nucleotides. RefSeq names its product bifunctional nuclease 2. The record is from RefSeq and is a predicted model, not a curated record. Gene Ontology annotation, cellular component: VCB complex; nucleus. Gene Ontology annotation, molecular function: nuclease activity. The transcript has 10 exons. The coding region runs from base 41 to 1015 and encodes 324 amino acids. NCBI's taxonomy places the organism in Eukaryota, Viridiplantae, Streptophyta, Magnoliopsida, Solanales, Solanaceae. Gene Ontology annotation, biological process: protein ubiquitination.